Molecule: messenger RNA, 3288 nt
Organism: Carlito syrichta (Philippine tarsier)
Lineage: Eukaryota; Metazoa; Chordata; Mammalia; Primates; Tarsiidae
Gene: PRKCH
Product: protein kinase C eta
Exons: 14
Coding region: 90-2141 (683 amino acids)
Biological process (GO): protein phosphorylation
Molecular function (GO): ATP binding; diacylglycerol-dependent serine/threonine kinase activity
Source: RefSeq, a predicted model, not a curated record
GCUGCCGCGGGGGCCAGCCUGAGCCUGGACCCUCCGCUCCCCCGCCGAGAGCCAGCGCGGCCCCCCGGGGCCAGGGCGGCGGCGCCGGCAUGUCGUCGGGCACCAUGAAGUUCAACGGCUACUUGAGGGUCCGCAUCGGCGAGGCCGUGGGGCUACAGCCCACCCGCUGGUCCUUGCGCCACUCGCUGUUCAAGAAGGGCCACCAGCUGCUGGACCCCUACCUGACGGUGAGCGUGGACCAGGUGCGCGUGGGCCAGACCAGCACCAAGCAGAAGACCAACAAGCCCACCUACAACGAGGAGUUCUGCGCCAACGUCACCGAUGGCGGCCACCUUGAGCUGGCCGUCUUCCACGAGACGCCCCUGGGCUACGACCACUUCGUGGCCAACUGCACUCUGCAGUUUCAGGAGCUGCUGCGCACCGCCGGCGCCUCGGACACCUUCGAGGGCUGGGUGGAUCUGGAGCCAGAGGGCAAAGUAUUUGUGGUAAUAACCCUAACAGGGAGUUUCACUGAAGCUACUCUCCAGAGAGACCGAAUCUUCAAACAUUUUACCAGGAAGCGCCAAAGGGCUAUGCGAAGGCGAGUCCACCAGAUCAAUGGACACAAGUUUAUGGCCACGUAUCUGAGGCAGCCCACCUACUGCUCUCACUGCCGGGAGUUUAUCUGGGGAGUCUUUGGGAAACAGGGUUAUCAAUGCCAAGUGUGCACCUGUGUCGUCCAUAAACGCUGCCACCAUCUAAUUGUUACAGCCUGUACUUGCCAAAACAAUAUUAACAAAGUGGAUUCGAAGAUUGCUGAACAGAGGUUUGGAAUCAACAUCCCACACAAGUUCAGUGUCCACAACUACAAAGUGCCAACGUUCUGUGAUCACUGCGGCUCGCUGCUCUGGGGAAUAAUGCGACAAGGACUUCAGUGUAAAAUAUGUAAAAUGAAUGUGCACAUUCGAUGUCAAGCGAACGUGGCCCCCAACUGUGGGGUCAAUGCCGUGGAGCUAGCCAAGACCCUGGCUGGGAUGGGUCUCCAACCUGGAAAUAUCUCUCCAACCUCGAAACUCGUUUCCAGAUCGACCCUAAGACGACAGGGAAAGGAAAGCAGCAAAGAAGGAAAUGGGAUCGGGGUGAAUUCUCCCAACCGACUUGGUAUCGACAACUUUGAGUUCAUUCGCGUGUUGGGGAAGGGGAGUUUUGGGAAGGUGAUGCUCGCCAAAAUAAAGGAGACAGGAGAUCUGUACGCUGUGAAGGUGCUGAAGAAGGAUGUGAUCCUGCAGGACGACGACGUGGAGUGCACCAUGACCGAGAAGAGGAUCCUGUCCCUGGCCCGCAACCACCCCUUCCUCACGCAGCUGUUCUGCUGUUUUCAGACCCCUGAUCGUCUGUUUUUUGUGAUGGAGUUUGUAAAUGGGGGUGACUUGAUGUUCCACAUUCAGAAGUCUCGUCGAUUUGACGAAGCACGAGCUCGUUUCUAUGCUGCGGAAAUCAUUUCGGCGCUCAUGUUCCUCCAUGAGAAAGGAAUCAUCUAUAGAGAUCUGAAACUGGACAAUGUGCUGUUGGAUCACGAGGGUCACUGUAAACUGGCAGACUUUGGAAUGUGUAAAGAGGGGAUUUGUAACGGAGUCACCACAGCCACAUUCUGUGGCACGCCCGACUAUAUUGCUCCAGAGAUUCUCCAGGAGAUGCUGUAUGGACCCGCAGUAGAUUGGUGGGCAAUGGGCGUACUGCUCUACGAGAUGCUCUGUGGUCAUGCGCCCUUUGAAGCAGAAAACGAAGAUGACCUCUUCGAGGCCAUACUGAAUGAUGAGGUGGUCUACCCUACCUGGCUGCACCAAGAUGCCACAGGGAUCCUAAAAUCUUUCAUGACCAAGAACCCUACUAUGCGCUUGGGCAGCCUGACUCAGGGAGGUGAGCAUGCCAUCUUGAGACAUCCUUUCUUUAAGGAAAUCGACUGGGCCCAGCUGAACCAUCGCCAACUAGAACCACCUUUCAGACCCAGAAUCAAAUCUCGAGAAGAUGUCAGCAAUUUUGACCCCGACUUCAUAAAGGAAGAGCCAGUUUUAACUCCCAUUGAUGAGGGACACCUUCCUAUGAUUAACCAGGAUGAGUUUAGAAACUUUUCCUAUGUGUCUCCAGAAUUGCAACCAUAGCCCUAUGGGAUAUGAGAGAGGUGGUAUGAGAAUCAAGAGGGGAUUGAGAUUUUCCAGGAUGUUCCCCUGUGAGAACUCCCCAGCACCAGCCUUAGAACAAGAACCUUCCCUUCACGGAGCAAGUGGAGAACUCCGUGAAGGAUGGGACUUCAAGAGAUCAACUAUUUCAAGUUCGGGGGAGCCCACUGGAAAUAGUUAAUACCAAAAUGAGAUUUUAUGAAGAAGUAUACUGCAUUCUAUGAGAUUCUAUGGCUGUGUCAGGCUUGGAAUAUUAACAGAAGUCCAAAAAAGAGGAGGUGUGAAAAAUAAACUAGAUCCUACACUUCUGAGCCAAACAGGCUUUUUACUUCAAGAGACAAAUCAAGACUUUUCUAUGGACGUUGUUGUGCUCUUCUUCAAGCCAGUGAACCCCUAAUACUGGCAUUUGGCAAGAAGUCUCUGAAUGCUGAUGAAGAAUUUAAAGGUCUUUUAAAUGAAAUGAGUGGCUUUCCAAAUAGAAUGGUGUACUCUGAAGAGACAAAAAACGGUAUCCCUAAAACUUACAACCUAAAGCCUAAUCUUGUAAACAGAUGUUGUGCACCAGGACGACUGCUACAGUUUACUCUCUUAUCCUUCCUUUCUUUAAUAGAUAUUUAUUGCGUGUCCAGUACAGGUGCCAUUGUCCCCAGCAUCGUAAACAACAGAUUUGCAUUCAUGAAGCUUUCGUUCGUGCAGGCCUCUACUAAUUUACCUGACCGGUGUUUGCAUUCUGUGAAAUGCCUCUCUGCAUUGCAUAUGUCACACUUUUGUCUGCACAUAACUCUUUUUUCACAGGAGGGUCACUGCCACAACAGCACAGUCAGCAGGUGAGCUCAGGUGCUUGCUGCCUGCUGACCCAAGGGAUUUGAUCAUGUUGAUAUCACUCUGGGCUCAUCAGUGAAGAAUUACAGGCCACUCGCACCAGUGGCCAGAUUUAUGGCUUAUAUACAUUAGCAGGUUAUUUAAAUUAUGUUUUAAGAGGCAAAGAUGUUUGUUUGCUAUAUACUUUAAUAAUUAGAAAUGAAUCUUGGAAACAGGUCAUGUAUCAUAGGUGGACCUUAUAAUAUGUACCCGAAUAUGCCGUUUAAGAAUGUUGCCUGGCUGGAAAUAAAUGCGUUUUGUAGCAAAA